GUGGAGGAAAGGGAAACUCCCUCGAGUUCCUCGCCGGUGGCUAUAAGAUGAGGGAGCCCCCGAGAGAGCGGCUCCCUUUAGCCGUUGCCAUGGCCUUUCCUCCGGCCUCUCAGCAAGCGGGAGAAGCGGGCGGAGGUGAGGAAGAAGCGGAAAGUUCUGCUCCCUGAGCUCACCAACCUUGUGCUUCGCGCCCGCGGGAGUUUUGAAGCGGGGCUAGUAGUAGUAGCAGCAGCAGCGUCAUGCUGGAACAAGGAGUGGCGUCGGCGGCAGAGGCGCUUCCUUCCCCUCAGCCCCGGCUCAAGCCCGCCCCAAUCCGUGCCUUCGCCUUCUAGCCCCGCGGGCAUUGCCUCUGCCGCCUCGUGAGUCACUGGAGGUUCCUUGGCGAAAGCGCUUCGUUUCUUUCUGGCGCUUCGCAGGUCGGCGGCGGAGAAUGCGAGCGAGCGCCGCGGCGCCUUUUUUCCCGCGCGCCAUCCCGGAGCCAAGAUGGGUUCUUACUUUGUGAAUGCAACAUUUCAUUCCAAAAUAACCGAAGCAGCUGAUAUUAUUGUUGGAAUCUUCUAUAUUAUAUUUGGCAUAUGCUCCUUUUGUGGAAACAGUAUCCUCCUCUAUGUUUCCUAUAAGAAAAAGAACAUAUUGAAACCAGCAGAGUACUUCAUGAUCAAUUUGGCUAUCAGUGACCUUGGUAUGACUCUGACCUUGUACCCUCUAGCUGUUACAUCCAGCCUUUCACACAGGUGGUUAUUUGGCCAGCAGGUUUGCUUGUUCUAUGCAUUUUGUGGAGUACUUUUUGGAAUCUGCAGUCUGUCUACACUAACAUUACUGAGUACUGUGUGCUGCCUAAAAAUUUGUUUCCCAACUUAUGGGAAUAGAUUUAGGAGAGAACAUGGUUGGAUCUUGAUAGGAUGCAGUUGGGUCUAUGCAGCCAUUUUUGCCCUUUCCCCACUGGCUCACUGGGGAGAAUAUGGAGCCGAACCUUAUGGUACAGCAUGUUGCAUUGACUGGUAUUCAUCAAAUAUAAACACAACAGCAAUGUCUUACACAACUGUCCUUUUUGUCUUCUGUUUCAUUAUCCCCUGUGGAGUAAUUAUUACCUCCUAUACUCUUAUUCUGAUUACGGUGAAAGACUCCAGAAAAGCAGUGGAGCAGCAUGUCCUGGGACCCACCAGGAUGAGCAAUGUGCAGGCUGUUACAGCCAAGCUGAGCAUUGCUGUAUGCAUUGGAUUUUUUGCUGCCUGGAGCCCAUAUGCCAUCAUUGCCAUGUGGGCAGCCUUUGGGUCAAUAGAGAGGAUUCCUCCACUAGCCUUUGCUGUACCUGCUGUUUUUGCUAAGUCUUCAACACUCUAUAACCCAGUUAUGUAUCUUAUGCUAAAGCCUAAUUUCCGAAGCACUAUUGCCAAAGAUUUUGCUGUUCUCCAACAAUUAUGCAUCAAAACUUGUUUUUGUCUCAAGCAUGUACAGAGCUGCUCUUAUAGAUCAGUUCUGGAAGUCCACUCGAAAUCAUUUAAGGGAAGACAUGAAUCCAGCAGUAACUCCAUGCAGAUGGUAGAAGGAUGUUCUUAUUUUCCCUGUGAAAAGUGCAACGAUACCUUUGAAUGCUUCAAGAACUACCCAAAGUGCUGCCAGGACAGGCUAGGCACCAUGGAACACUCGCUUCAAGAAAACAUACCCUUGGAAAAUAAAAUUCAAUCGAACGCAAAGCAUGCUUCUGAAAAAUAUGUAAAGGUUGUUGUCCCAGGAGAAAAAAGCAGUGAGAUUGAUAGUUUGGAAGUAACACUAGAAAACAUACCUAUGGAUACUAGGUUUGUCAACCUCUAGAGUAUGUUUAAUCAAAUGCUCCAAGUAAUAAUUUAAUUGCACCAGGCUUAACGAAUGUAAAACUUUUCUAAGCACUACCCUAUUUUUAUACAGUUAUUUUUUUUCCCUUAUUACCCAUGGGAGGACGAAGUAAUGCAGCAUAAAUAUGUUUAAAAGUGUUUUUGACUUUCAUCAUGUCCACAACCAUGCCUAUGUGCAUUCAGAACAAAUUGUGUACUACUGUUUCAUUCGCUUCUGAUUUUUUGAGUUUCAGAACUUACGUCCUUUGCUUCACAGAAGCAAACCACUUCAUACUUGUGAGGCUUUUCUCCAAAGCAUUAAUCCUUCAGAUGCUUGGUAAAUACAUUUUAUAUGCUGCAUAUUCAGCAAAAAGCUUGGUCUAGGUUGGAUUUUCUGAGAGCCCUUUCAGAGAAGGUAAUGUCCAUUGAACUGUUAAUAGUUCUACAAGGCAUAUGGUACCCCCCUCCUCCCCCCCUCCGAGGCUAUGAACAGCUUUUUCCAAUUUCAGCUUAGGCUACUGUUCACAUCUCCUUUCUCAUGCAGUUUUCUUUCUAGGAGAGGGAGUGGGAAAUUUUCCUUUCUCUGGUACAUUCCUGUGUUGCUCUUGGAGCACUUACAGUCAGUUCCACUCAUGCAUAAGUGCCCCAGCCUGGCCUUCCAAGAUCAAACUUGUGAGGGGCCAGAUGUUUCCUGUAUUUCUGAACUUACAGCAUGAGAAGAAUUAUAAGGCUAUCAUUACUUCUCUCAGCGAGGCAUCUACUUCUCCCACAACAAAACUCAGAAGCUGAGCCACUUGGGACAAGGUGCGGAAGAUACCGUGUUAGCUGCCCCUGGGCUGUAGUCAGGGAAGGAGCUUAUCCACACACAAGAGGAUCACCUUAUACUCUGCCCACCCUGGAACUGGCACCCUGCUCUUAAAAACAUUUCCUGUUACCAUACUUAAUUGAAGCAGGUAAUUCGUGUCACUGAGUUGUCAGUGCCUGACCUGAAGAGAGAUAGUGCCUGCCCCUCUAAUAGCAAGACAUGAUUUGGGAAAGGUGGCUCUUGCCACAGGCCUGUUACUCUUUUAACCAUCUGUCCCUCUCCCUCAUAGCCGUUUUGCUUUGCAAAAGCUGGAGAAGGGGGUGGGAUGAGAGAUUUAUAUAUAAUAGUGACACAUUCAGACUCUUCAUCUAGGCAAAAAGCAAUAUAAUCAAGCGUAGAUGUAUAGGAUGGGGGAUACCUGACUUGACAUUUGAAAAGGACCCCAGGAUUGGAUCUCAGGAUUAUAAACUAUUAGCUGCUGAACAUGAGUUGAUAAGGUGACGCGGCUUCAAACAAGGCUAAUAUUCUGCACUAAUUAUACCUCAUCUGGAGUACUUUGUUCAGUUUUGAGUGCUGUGACACAAGAAGGUUGUGGAUGAAUCGGAAACGGUUCAGAGAGGAAGAAUGGGUGGUUAGAGAUGUAGAAAACAAGUUCUCUCAGAAAAGGUUGAAGAAACUGGGUAUCUUUAGCAGGAACAAGAGAAGACUGAGGGGAACAUCAAAGAUUCAAAGGACUGAUACAUAAUACUUGUUCUCUGGUGCCCUGGAAGGCAGGACUUAAGUUUAUUUUAAUGUUCAGCUGAAAACUGUCCUUAACAGUAGGAGCAGUUUGACCAUGGAAUCAGUUACUUGCAGGGGUGAUGGGCUCUUCCUUGUCAGAAGCCUUGAAGGAAAAACUGAAGGUGCUCUAGGUUUGGAUUUUCUCCUCACAAGGCCUCUUUGGUUUUAAGAUUCUAUUUGGUAGCCAUUCAGAAUCACCCAAGCAAAUUGAUACUGUCCACAAUUUAAAAAUUCGUUUAAUAUACUUUGUAAAAGAAGUGAAUUUGAUUUGUGGGAAUUGUAGCUCUGGGAGGUAAUGGGACAUCUCCCAACAACUCUCAGCACCUUUAACAAACUACAACUCUCAGAAUUCUUUGGGGGAAACACAUGACAGUUUAAAUUGGCAUCACAGUGCUUCAAAUGCAUAGUGUGAAUGUGGCCUAGAGCUGAUGAAUAUGGAAAAAUAAUAUCAAUAAAUAUUGAUAUUACUAUAUUACAUAUAGUAAUAUGACUACGUGCUUUGAGGCUCCUUCUCUCUCCAGUACUGCACUAAAAUGAAGACUAUGGUUUGGAUCCCAAUUUUUGUUCCCAUUAACAGAACAGAAUUAUUAUUGGGGGGUGGGGUGGCUCCCCUGCCUGCUGAAGAUUCCUGUGUGCCCUCCCCAAAUCUCUUCCUGAGAGUUGAAGGGCUCUAUGCAAUAGAAUGACACGGGGCGUGAUUGGAAGGGGCAUGGAAAAUCAGCAACCUCCAUCCAUUAGCAAGUGUUUUCCAUUUGGGUACCACUACCCAGUGGUGCCAACUUGAAUAAAAUAUUGGGGGUGAGGGACAGGUAAGCCCUGUCCCACACAAUCAGUCACAUGACACAGUACCCACCCACCAUUUGAAUGGCAAUGCCCACUAACUUUGGGAGGGCCUGGCUUUCUCAAAUAUUUUAUGGGGAGGCGCGAAGGGAACCUAGACCCUAGGAGCUGGCUCCUAUGGCAGAACUAUUUGGAUCUUGAGCACCCAUAAAUUUCACAACAUAACACAACAAAGGGAAAAGUACUAUAACUAAAGGGGUCACAUGUAUGUCUAGCGGCCCAAAACUACUGAUCAAGCAGCCAGUGUUGUCCUGUUUUUCCAUGUUUAUAAUCUAAUAGAAAAACUAUGGGCCAAUAUAUUCUUUUGUCCAUUUAAGCAACCACAGGACAGCAACUCAGCUGUGUAGCUGAGUGGAAGGAACUUUAAAGUAUUAUUAGCCAUGUGCCAAAACACUUUUUUUCCUUGCUGUGGAGCUAACAGAACCAGAGAGAGCACUUUAGAUGGGGAAAAUCUAUUGUGAGGAGAAGGGUUAAACCUUCUACCGGUGUUACUGCUCUAAUGAUAUUUGGGAAAGACCCACUCAUGGAUCUCCUGCAUUUUGUGUAAUUUAACCUUAAUAAUAUUAGGUAUUCCCACGGGCUUUAACAUUCCUGAUGUAACGUAUAUACAGCCAAUUGUGGUAUUAUGCUUUACUUCAGAUGGAAGGAGAAGAGGAAUUUUAAAACAGGAAGAUAUUUGAGGCCUCAGAAAUGUGAUAUUAGGAAGGCAGGGAGCUUUUAACCAAAGUGUUUAAAUUAAUUUGCAGAUCAAAUGGGAUUUCAGCAGAAGACUUCCAAGUCACAACCAUGAAAAUGCUUUUUUGUACUGAGCUCUGUGACUUAAUUAUGUGUCUUUGUUCUUAAAACAAUCACUACCAUAUAUGCAGUAGCCACUGCAAAACUCUGGAACAAGAUAUUCACUAAUCUGCUUGCAUUUGCAUACUAGAUGGUUUUUAAGGGACAUGGGUGGCGCUGUGGUCUAAACCACUCAGCCUCUUGGGCUUGCUGAUCGGAGGGUCAGCAGUUCAAAUCCAUGUGACGGGGUGAGCUCCUGUUGCUCUGUCCCAGCUCCUGCCAACCUAGCAGUUUGAAAGCACAUCAGUGCAAGUAGAUAAAUAGGUACUGCUGUGGCAGGAAGGUAAACAGCAUUUCCAUUGUGCCAGAAGUGGUUUAGCCAUGCUGGCCACAUGACCCGGAAAGCUAUCUGUGGACAAAUGCCAGCUCCCUUGGCCUGAAGCGAGAUGAGCGCAGCACCCCAUAGAUGGACUUAAGCAUCCAGGGGUCAUUUACCUUACUAGAUGGUUUGUUACAUUAUAAAAUUAUAAAGUUAAACUCUUGUUUUCUAAUGGGUAAAUCAGCUUGAUUUAAUACAAAACUCGUUCUGUAAUGCUGCAGAUUUCUCCCUGUUUUCAAAUAACUCUCUGCAGAUUCCAUUUGCUUGUGUUUUUAAUUAGCUGCUGCAAUUGCCUGUUUUGUCAAAGUUGAUAUAAAUUUUAUAUUAUAAAGCAAAAAAGAAAAGAAAAAUAAAUCCAAGUUUAUCAAGCAAACUCUGGAAAUGUGUUGUUACUGGCUAACUCAAUCUCUGCUGAGCAGUAGUGAGAUUCCAGGGGUCUUGGCAGUGAAUCAGGGACGGGUGGUGCUGUGGUCUAAACCACUGAGCCUCUUGGGCUUGCCGAUCAGAAGGUUGGCGGUUCGAAUCCCCGCGACGGGGUGAGCUCCCGUUGCUCGGUCCCUGCUCCUGCCAACCUAGCAGUUAGAAAGCACGUCAAAGUGCAAGUAGAUAAAUAGGUACUGCUCCGGCGGGAAGGUAAACGACAUUUCUGUGCGCUGCUCUGGUUCCAGUGUUCGUUGUGCCAGAAGCGGCUUAGUCAUGCUGGCAACAUGACCUGGAAAACUGCGGACAAACGCCAGCUCCCUCGGCCUGUAAAGCGAGAUGAGCACUGCAACCCGUCGUCUGCA
Molecule: messenger RNA, 6177 nt
Organism: Zootoca vivipara (common lizard)
Lineage: Eukaryota; Metazoa; Chordata; Lepidosauria; Squamata; Lacertidae
Product: opsin-5
Biological process (GO): G protein-coupled receptor signaling pathway; visual perception
Cellular component (GO): membrane
Molecular function (GO): G protein-coupled receptor activity
Source: RefSeq, a predicted model, not a curated record